Messenger RNA from Girardinichthys multiradiatus, 10100 nucleotides. Its product is annotated as thyroid hormone receptor alpha. Gene Ontology annotation, molecular function: nuclear receptor activity; RNA polymerase II cis-regulatory region sequence-specific DNA binding; zinc ion binding. The transcript is spliced from 12 exons. Lineage: Eukaryota; Metazoa; Chordata; Actinopteri; Cyprinodontiformes; Goodeidae. Gene Ontology annotation, biological process: negative regulation of transcription by RNA polymerase II; positive regulation of transcription by RNA polymerase II; retinoic acid receptor signaling pathway. The record is from RefSeq and is a predicted model, not a curated record. The coding region runs from base 645 to 1874 and encodes 409 amino acids.
CAAGCCAGCCCUGCCUUUUACACACUUUCUACAGCAACCAGGACGAACCCGGCAGACUUUUUUCUCCCGCUUCGUUUCCGCCUCAUGACCCAAUUCCCAGGACAACGUGGGGUCCGCGUCGCGCAGGGAAGCUGUAGGACGAGUUUGCUGAGACGUCUGUUGGAAUGAAGACUGGGAUUAAUUUUAGAGGAACAGCUCUGAAGUGAAGACCGUUGGCAACUAAGGACGGAAACGAGGUGGAUGAUACAACGCCUGAGGUCCGUGGAAAUCACUAACCGCACAUAUACAUGCAGUAUGAUUGGACUUCACUGUGAUUGAGAACUGUGAAGCAUUUGAGAAACAUCAUAGGCUGGAUCCCAGUCCUUCCUCUGUCGGCCUAAGAGCGACUUCUAACCCCAGCCCUGGCUGCAGGGCCAGCAGAUUCACCCCUGUGGAUACCCCAGCCCUUUUGUGUCCUAAAGCUUCACACCAAGAUACAACCUCACAGAGGGUCAACCCCCCACCCAACCUCCACUGCCGCCCUCCCAGAUACUCCACCGUGUUUUACAGACAAACCCCUCCGGACCGUCGAAUGACAAGCGUGCUUCGGAGGGCGGGGCUUGCCUCAGUCUCUCAUGAUUGGCUGCUGGAUGGAAUUGAGGUGAAUGGAACACAUGCCCAAGGAGCAGGACUCUAACCCAUCAGAGGGAGAAGAGAAACAGUGGCUCAAUGGCCCGAAGAGGAAGAGGAAGAACAGCCAGUGUUCGGUGAAGAGUAUGACUGGGUACAUCCCCAGCUACCUCGAAAAGGAUGAGCCAUGUGUGGUGUGUGGCGACAAGGCCACAGGUUACCACUACCGCUGCAUUACCUGCGAGGGCUGCAAGGGUUUCUUUCGUAGGACCAUUCAAAAGAACCUCCACCCUGCCUACUCCUGCAAAUACGAUGGCUGCUGCAUCAUCGACAAGAUCACCCGCAACCAGUGCCAGCUGUGCCGCUUUAAGAAGUGCAUCUCAGUGGGAAUGGCAAUGGAUUUGGUGCUGGACGAUUCAAAGCGGGUGGCUAAACGACGCCUCAUUGAGGAGAACAGGGAGAAACGUAAAAAGGAGGAGAUGGUAAAAACCUUGCAGACCCGUCCGGAGCCCACUGUAGACGAAUGGGACCUGAUCCGGCUGGUGACUGAGGCCCAUCGGCACACUAACGCUCAGGGCGCACAGUGGAAACAGAAGCGCAAAUUCCUGCCAGACAAAAUUGGCCAGUCUGCGGUUGUCCCGACGUCAGACGGAGACAAAGUGGACCUGGAAGCCUUCAGCGAGUUCACCAAGAUCAUCACCCCUGCCAUCACCCGUGUAGUCGACUUUGCCAAAAAACUGCCCAUGUUCUCUGAGCUGCCUUGUGAAGACCAGAUCAUCUUAUUGAAGGGCUGCUGCAUGGAGAUCAUGUCCCUGCGAGCGGCCAUCCGCUACGACCCCGAAAGUGAGACGUUGACUCUGAGUGGGGAGAUAGCUGUGAAACGCGAGCAGCUGAAGAACGGAGGGCUGGGUGUGGUGUCUGACGCCAUCUUUGAUUUGGGCAAAAGCCUGGCACAGUUCAACCUGGACGACACGGAAGUGGCACUGCUGCAGGCCGUGCUUCUUAUGAGCUCAGAUCGCUCAGGCCUGACCUGUGUGGACAAGAUAGAAAAGUGUCAGGAGACUUACCUGCUGGCGUUUGAACACUACAUCAAUUACCGCAAGCAUAACAUUCCCCACUUCUGGCCCAAGCUUCUGAUGAAGGUGACGGACCUGCGAAUGAUUGGGGCUUGCCACGCCAGCCGCUUCCUUCACAUGAAGGUGGAGUGUCCCAACGAACUCUUCCCACCGCUUUUCCUUGAGGUGUUUGAGGACCAGGAAGUGUGACACGUGCAGUUGCCACUGUGUGCAAUGGGAAACAGGAAAUAGGAGAUGGGCUAGGCCACAGGGACACAAGGAGAGUCUCAUCGGCAGGAAUUUGCGUGUCUCCAACAUCAAGUUCACAAUUUCUGGUUUAAAAAAGCUGGAAAUAACCGGGAAAGAAACACCAGCAAAAGGAGAAUGGAACAAAGCCUCCUUCUUCUCUUUCUUACACCUUGUCCUGUUUAAACAUCCGUGUGGGGGCCCUUCUGUCUGAGCAAGAUGUUUGAUCCAGAAAGAGUUGUUGCCAUUUGCCAAGACACAUCCACAAACACACAAAAACACACACACAGAGACACAGCUUGUUUCACCUCAGUUCUUCAGGGCAGCGUUGUUUGUGUGGGGUCAGUUUCCUCUCCUUUCCUUUUUUUUUUUGCUUCUCGCAGUGCUCACGUUUUGAAGCAGUGUCAGAGCUCAUCAGGACCUUUCAGUAUUAUCUCUGAAUAAGUGUUAAAACAGUAAUUCAGAAAAAAUGGUGAAUGUUUACAUCUUUUCUCAAAAUCAUGCAGGCAAUCAGCAAACACUGAGAGCUAAAAUUCCCUUUUUUUCUCCAUAUUUCUUUGGUGUGCGAUGGGGCCUAUGAAAGUAAAAGCUACCAGACUUUGCCGCCUUUUACUCAAUUCAAUCUGAGCCGUUACUGUUGUUUUUGUUUUGUUUCGAAGCUGUUCCUUGUCUUACAUCCCACUGAAACAGGUGCUAUAUUUAUAUAAAAAAGGUUAGUUCAGUUCGAUAAAAAUGUGCUGUCAGCCUUUAAAAAGGAGGCAGACCAUGGCUCCAUAUCUACCUUCAUUUUUUGUCAUCGGGCCGACUCCUGUGACUCACAUACAAACACACAGAAAAACAUACAUAUGUGCAUGCAGUUCUUGUCACUGCCUGUGCAGCUCUCAUACUGUUGAAUGAAUGACAAUGAGGCGCUUCUCUCUCAAAGGAAUUACCUCACUGAAAGAAGGAAAGGAAAAACGAUAAUGGAGGAGUGGAGACAGUGAGAGGAAAUGCGGUGUAAUACCCGGACUGGGGUCGGAAUUAAAUCUUCUGCACCCUGUCUUCCUGUCUCUGUCCUCAUCUGACACACACACACAUUUACAUGAAAACAUACAACUUCACCUCAGAGUAACAUAAAUGCCUCAUUUUUCUGUAUUCACUGCACUGUGGUGUGAAUUUAAAGCCCUAACCUGUAGGGUUUCUACAGAGUCUGCUUCUCAUGGACUCAGCUCAGUGUGGCCCCUUCAGGCUUCCAUACACUCUUAACGUUUUUAGAAAAAAUGAUUAAAAAAAAAGGAAAAAAAUGAACAAAUCUGUAGGAGUCACUGAGAGCAGGCGAAAAGGCGAAGAAGGCUACCAUUUACCUCAAAAAUGGACACACCCGAGGAUGGGGUGGCCAUCCCGCCCUACAGUGUCAGGCACUACCUCACCUCUGUGGACACAGGGCAGCUGCCCACAGCCAGACAUACACCGUUCAAGUGGUUGCAUAUGCAGACUUAGAAACAAACGUGCAGAGUUUUCUUUUUAUUGUUGUUGUUUUGCUUAACAGGACAAACACACUUACAGAACACACACACAAACACAUUUAACUCUCUCACUUGGUUCAAAUGUGAAAAGACAGGAGGGCCAAUCAACCUAUCCCCACCCUACAGGGGGAGCGGUACCCAUCACAUUCGGAUCAUCUCAUGUUCUGUUACUUGGGACCAAGCGUCAUCCUUUUUACCCAUUUAUGUAAAAACAAAAACUGACGUAGUCAAGCAACAAAAGAACGGUUGCCACCCCAGUCUAGAUCACUUCCGAGAGCAAGCAAGAAGGACAGAUGAGGCCGAAUACCCAUGGUGGCUUUGCUUGCUGAAUUAGCAUGCAGAGAGCAGGCAACUGCAUAGCAAUGACUUUCUACAGCUCGCCUAUGAUUUCAGCCAUUGAUAAAAACAGGAUUUCUCUGAUUGAUGGGCAGCACAUCAGACAUGCAAUCUUGUGAAAAAUAAAGAUUCCAACACUGUCAGUACCAAGGGCAGACAUUAAAAUCUGUAAGAGCCACUCAUAAAUUUACGAAGAUUCAAGCACUUCAAAGUCUUAAACAUCCUUUUAUACAAUAUUGAUUUUUGUUAUUUAAAAAAAAGCCAAAAGCUUCUUAUAAACAUCCUCUGGCUCCUGGUCAGUUUCUCCUUCCCCCACUUUCCCCCUAUUAUGGGCCUAUGCAUCAUUAUAUUGUCCCUUCCUACUUCCAUUUGGUUUCUGUAAACAAAACAUUUACUUAGCCAUGUACUUAACCAUUUUGAAUCAGUUUGUUUCUAUUGAAAGUUAACAUACAUUUGUGAAUUAUGGAGAUAAAGAUCCCAAAAACCUAAAGAUGUUAAAAUCUCAUAGUUCAAUUUAAGUGUUUAUUGUAAUAUUUUUAUCAAAUUUUGUUUGAUUAAAUGUAUUGUCAUAAACCUUAACAUUUUAAGAUUUUCCUAGUGGCCAGGGCUAAUUUCCACCUUUGAUCAGUACAGUCACAGAAAAAAACCAACUACACUUUAUAAUUCACUGUCAAUUUUAUUAGAUUCUCUGUGGAGGAAUUUUGUCCCCCUCUUUUCUUUACAGCAAAACAUUUGCUGCUGAGUUUGGUGUAACUGCCUCAUUUAAGUCCCAAUUUCAGCCAAGAUUUAGCUGUCAGACAGAGGGCUUAUUUAAGAAGUUGUGUAGGCCCUGGGCAGCAAAACAAGCCCCAACAUCCCUCCUCUAACAGUAUGUUUGUCAAUUGGUGUAUAUUUGGGUUAGGACUUUGAGCAAGGGUGUACUUUCUUUUUCCCAUGACUGUAAUCAAAUGUCUCAUGUGCUUCCCAGUUUUAAUCAAUGUACCAAUGACAUAAAACGUCUAGGGGGACAUCAUACAUGCAGGCAGCUGAAUGACUAUUAAAGAAUAUUGAAUAAUUUAUAAAAGCCCACUCCAUUUCUUCAAUUCUGGGUCUAAGCCAAAUCUGGGUUCCCCUCAUAGAAAAGAAUCAGUUUUAUUUCAACACCAAGCAGCAGUUCUGUACAGAAUGGAUAACUCACACCUCUACCAGAAGGAUAAGCAUCGAAAAUGUAAAAAGAAGACCUGGAACGCUGCUGCUCAAUCACAUCACCGCCUCCUGGGAUCCAUCACUUCUCCUGCUCUGCCAUCCUCAUGGCUUUUCUUGGAGCUGAGCUCAAGCCAACAUAACGCCCCCAUUUAGCAAGGCUAGUGGGAGUUUUUGCACUACUGCAGCAGUCCUCACUUUCACAUCCUAAUCUUCAAAGUUUAAUCUGUGCACAUUUGUUGGCCCCACUCGCCCUAAAUGAGAAUCCUUGACCACUCUGUAUAACAGAAACUGACAGCCACAGUGAGCUCAGUCCCAAACCUGUCCUAUAGCUGGUAUCACACCAACAGCCCAGUAAAAACGGGUAGGGAGAGACCCAUGCAUGGGAGGGUUUGGAGGCACUUAUCCCCAUUUUUUAUCCAGGGCCCUCCUAAUUGUUUUUUCUCUUCCUCUUACCCCCUACGAGUUUGGCCAAGAAUCGCUGACACCAAACAGGAUCCAGGCUUCUCCCCCUUGUGAGACAAGGCUGGCCAUAACUGCCUUUCAGAGAGGCACCAAUUGAAUGUGAACAGCAAGGCAGUAAAGACAAGAACGAGAGAUUUGAAAUUCUAAGAAGGCAAAAAUGCCAUCAUUACCUCGGAUAAAGUGGGAAUUGUGGCUGGUGGACAGGGAAAUGUUGGAUUAUGCAAUGUCCCCCUACUGUAGGAGCCCCACAUUAGCGGACAACCCCAAAUGAGCCCCCACUGUCCUCCCUCAGCUCCCGUCUAAAGUUUUAAUGCUGAGUGGCUCAGAGGAAAGAUCCCACAACAGAUCUGAUGUGUUUUUGUUGAGCUGACUGGGUUUGUGUGUGUAACUGGGGGGGGGGGGGGUUUAAAUGCUGCUUUUCCUGAUGGGACAACAUAAAAUCUGACAUGAUAUGAAUUUGUAAAGCAAAAUUAAAAGAGAAGACUUAAAAAAAAGACUCCUAAAUAGAAUUAUUGGAGAUUUUCUUUUCCUUGUUUUCAUAUAUGUCUUUGUAUUUUGAUGCUUUAACUGCUCCAUGUAAAAGAGAGAGGGAAAAGAACAUGUCUGUAGUCAUUUUUUGACCAUGUGUGCAGUGUAACAUUGGAGAAAUUCCACUUCUUUUGCCCACAUCUGUCUUUUGUGUUGAGAAGCCAGCUGAUUCGUUUUGUCUAAUGUCUCUCCAGGUGUCCAUCCCCUUUUAUCAGGAGGAACUUAAAACCAACAAAACAGGAAUUGCUUUUUUUUUAUACAUAUAAAUAUAUAUAUAAAUAUAUUUCUUUUUUUAUGAAAUACAACAGAGAAACUGAAAACAAAAAAAAAACUGAAACACAAUCCUGUCAUACCUCAUGCAACACAAAACUCAAACGAACUUGGGAGCCGUCAUAUUUUGCAGGCACAUGUAAAAUUGCAGAGAUGCAUACAGACUAAAAAGGAAUAGAGAGAUAUGUGUUGGGCUUGUGUGUACGCAUCCAUGUACAAGUUCAGCUCAUUUAAUUAGAAUAUCAUUGAAAAGUUAAUUCAUUUUAAUAAUUCAAUUCAAAAGGGAAAACCAUAUGUAGGAGAUAUUGCACAUAGUGAUAUAUUUCAAGUAUUUAUUAUUUUUGAGCUAGUUUUUAUGAUUAUGACUCAAAGCCAAAAGACACAUUAAGUUUCUCUGAAAAGAAUAAUGUUAUGGAAGUGCCAUGAAUAAAUUAUUUCUAAUACAUACAUAAUAUGCCCUACACAAUCAUGGGGAAAACUGCUUGCUAGACAGCUGGACAGCUGACAGUCAUUGGCUCCGUCCAGGAGGAGGAUAAGCCACAGAAAUCAGUGAAAUAGAAGCUGACUCUUCAUAGUGCUCUAUUCGGGAAUUUAAAUGGAAAGUUGAGUUGAAGGAAAACUUUGAGUAAAAGGGAUAACUGCGAAAUGAAAGUUUGAAUGAGACACACAAGGUUUGGACUGAGGCUGAAGUCAGCUUAACACUUCACACUUGAUCGGCCCUCCUUUUCCAUGAAAUACAAUGCUGUGUGGCAUGGGGGCUAUCGGCUUUUGGGACUGCUGUGAUGUUAAGGAAAUAUUGAACUUUUUGUAGCAAACCCCCCUUGUAGACAGUGUCAUUGUCUGCUGGUCAACUGUCAUACCUGUAGUCUUCCCCAUGAUUGUGUAAGCCAUCACAUGGCCAUAACAUAAUAUCAAUUUUUAUUGGUCUUAUGUCAUAUUAUAUUUUUCUAAGAAGCCUAAUUUGGGGUUUUCAAUGUUUGUAAGCCAUAAUCACGAAAACACUCUGUGUGUGCAACAAAUCUAUUUAAUGAUUUUCACUUUUAAACAGAAUUACUUAAAUGAAUAAACUUUUCUAUGAUAUUCUAAUUUAUUGAGAUGCACCUGUUGGUUAUAAAAGGAGUUUUUCCUCAAGCUUUGGGGCCCUCUUAUUGAUUGGGAUCUCAGAUGAACCCAAGAACAUGUUUUGCAAAAAUCACUCAGCACUUCUCUGACUGUGUUGUAGAAUAUGACUUAAAAAUGUGAAUGGCCCAGAGACUGAGGAAUAUUUGCUCCUGUAAUGGCUGAUUGUUUUAUGGAACUGAAUGUAGCUGAAAGAGGGGGGAGCUGGACCUGAACUGGCACCCACAACCCAACUUCCACUCACCAGCAGAGAGGAUGGUGGUGUAACAGAGAUGUUAGAAGAAAAAAAAAAACUGAGAGGAUAUAUUGCCCAUUUGCAAGGUGCAAUACUACGUUAUGUACUUUUGUAUGUUUUCGGUUUGGAUUUAGUUUUUGCUUUUUACUUUUAUGGGGACAUAUUCAAUGAUGUAAAUACAAAAAUGUACAAGAUUUAUUGUAAAAGUCAACUUUACUGCUCCAUCCCAUUGUCAUGUAAGUGCAGACGACAAAAAUCAAAGAAAAAUCUAAUGCUUGUCACAACUUUUUAUUUGUGCACGUUCUCAUAUGUGCAUGCAGGUCCAUAUUCAAAAGUGCCCCUUGAUAUAAAUCGUAACCCCUGUGCCUCAUCUUGUUUGCAAAGAGAUAAAAACCUACCCUUUAUUGUCUCAUGAUGACAUGAACCGCUACACGUGUGGCCGUGGGUUUUUGUGUGUGUGCUUAGAUAAAGUCCUUUAAAACUGAUGAUGUGAGUGGUAACAGCAGCUCAGUUAGCUGCAGUAGAAGGAGGUAGAGUUUGAGUCUUUAUUCAGCAUGUAUUCCAGCUAACCCCAGCUGCUAAACACUCGCAUCAUAGUCAUCAAAGUGUAAAAUGGGUCUGACCGUUUGUCCAAAGCACCAUUCUCCCAAGUCUCCCUGAAACCAGCCUGGAAAAGUGGCAGCAUCAGUUUACUCUGACCUUAGUUACACAAGUAUUUUUAAUGCCAUUUUUUUACAUAUGCUUCUGGCAGAAAUGUGUUUGGUAAUAUGAAUUUCUGAACAGAAUAAAAUUUCCAAUCUGCCCUUGAUGCAUCAAAUGGAGUGUAAAUAGUAACUGAUCAUUCUGUUUCAUUCCAGGUUAAAUGUUUGCUCGGUUUCAACUAAAGAUGCACUGAUAUGGCUUUUCCUGGGCGGUGCUGAUUUCUGGUUUCCAAUUUGAAUCAAUUCAGUUCAUUUUAUUUGCACAGCAAAAAGUGUCAUAUCAAGGCAAAAUAAAAACAUCUAAUUCAUAUCCAGAAAUGUAAUUAGUCCAAUAUGAUCAAAUCAGAUGGACAGAUUCCAAUUUAAUUAAAUUCAUUCCAAUUCAAUCCUAGUUAUAAUGCAAUUGAAUCAAGUUAGGUUCAUACUGCCAAUUGGUAAGACAUUGUCCGUCGAAAGACCCAACGUUCUUAUACAGAGUUUAGGUUUGAAACUAACAAAAUUAGAUUUCCAAAAAAAUUUUAAGUUACAUAUCAAACCAUAAAUGCAUAACCUCUAUAUUCUUACUUUUGAAGCAUUAAGUAAAUAGAUCAAGGAAAGUUGGACAUUUGAUUGGUGCUUCUUUGGCCAUAAAAUGAGCUUUUUUAGGCUGGUUUUCUGGAGCUUUGAAGCCAACCUCUUUACUAAUUCUGGUCUAUUCUCAAAUGUUGAUACUUUGGACAAAGGUGACGUUUGUAAUGUCAUUUGUUUUUUAUUGGUUGUGUUUGGUCCCCCAUUCUUUCCCCUAUGCCAAAUAUAGACUGUUGAGGCAUGCAAACAGCAAGACGUCUAUGCAAUCUCCCCUCCAAAGCUCUCCCAAAAAGAAAGACGAGCUCACUGUAACAACGUGAGCAAGUCUCCUUGAUGAAAAUCAAAAUUGGCUUAUCUUGAAUUCCAGAGGCCCUUUGCAUGACCCAAAGACCCUUGCUACUCUUGUGUGGGCAUAUACCGGGACUGCUCAAUGGAGCUGGCCUUUAAGCCCAGCUUUAGGCCAGUCCUGAGGUGCAGGAACUUUUCCCAGCAGUCUGUAUCACAGAGAAGUAGGAGGAGUUAAUUGGGAUGUUGUAGAAAACAAGGAUUCAACGAGAUGUGCUGUUUUCUGUGAACUGCUUAGAAAGUGAUCUGUGUGUCUACGUGUGUGCGUGCAUGCUUGGGUUCAGCUCAUGUUUGUUUAGUGGGAUCGGUGCAUCACGAAACUCAAUUCAAAAUUAGGAAUAGCAGCUAAAUGUUAACAGCAGCUAAAUAGUUUGUUUAUGAUUUGUACUUUAGCAGAGGUUUACUAAAACCUUAAUGCUCUUAAUUCUUAAUCAGAGUUCUUGUUACAUAAAUCUAAAGAAAAUUGCUUCUUUAACUUUUUGAGAUGAAAAUCUAAGACCCUGCUGAUUUAGCUUUAUAUUAGCACUUAGCUUAAGAAGCACUUUCAAUGGCCCAAACCCCAUAUAAGGGAAAGAAAUUUUGCGGUAAUUCUUGCAUGGAUAAAAUGUACAUAUUUAUACAUUUAUUGAAAGGUAAUGUGUAUUUAAAUUUGUUUAACCCCAAGAAGAAGGAAAAAUCAUUUAUUUAAAGAGUUCAUUUGAAGUUCACAAUAAUUUAUAAUAAAGUGCAAUAACUUAUCGAGUUUUAUGGAUUUCCCAUCUAAUCAAAAGGUUUUUCUUCACACCUUUAUGGGGAAUAAUGCACCUUUCCAUGAGAGCAUCAGCAAGACCCACACGCACACACACAAACACAAAUUACUUUUUGUGUCUAGGUAAAGAAAUUGAAGGAUUCUCUCAGGUAAAAAAGAACACUUUCUAAUAAAUGAUGGUAAACAUUA